CCUGGAAAUGUAGGAUUGUGAAAUUAAAAACAACAAACCGCAAACAGAAGAACAAGCUGCCUCUGUUGCCUUUGGGUUUUAACUCGAAAGUGCAUGGAGGAGGGUUUCUUCAUGGGCUGUUUCUUGGUGGAAGUUCAGGUUUUUCUGCUGUGACGACUACCUCAGCUGUUAGCUCUGGUAACUAUGAAAAGUGGUGGACAGAAUUGAGCCAGAGUUACAGCAGCUCUGAUUUGGACUAUUCAGAAGUUACCUUUGAGUCCUUUGGUGAGGAGGAAGAAGCCUGCUGUCAGUAAGAGAGUGAACCAUCUGAACUGUAUUGUUCCACAGAGGAUUUAAAGGGAUCUGUUGUGUGAGAUACGUUGGAAAGCAUGUCAUGGUUGGCAGGCGAAAACCAUGCAGAUGAGCAGUCUGACGUAGUGGAUCCUGCAGCUAUAGAAAGAGAUGUCAUGGGAAAACAGAUUGAUCUGAAAAAUAAAGAAGCUGGCAUUAAGCAAGACAAAUCUGUCAUCAAAGCUCAUGCCGUAAUUGACUCUUGUUUUGUUGAUUUAUGCCUGUCAGAAAUGACUGAAUUAUUAGAUGGAGAACUGGAUGCUCUCCGGUCUUUUUGCACUGUUAUGAUAAGCAAGAUGCGUCAGCAGCUGAUCUCUGGGCAGGCGAAUGGUGGCAAGUCAAGAAAGCUGCAGCAUGGAUUCACACCAAAGAAACUGGAGACAAGUGACUUGAACUGCAUUGUUCCUGAUCGGCUAGUGAACAGAAUCCACCUAAAAAAUAUCAGAGAGACUGUUAAACAGGUGACAGAAGCUCAAAUCCACGAACCUUCAGUGUGCCCUGACUGUCAGAAGAAGAAGGCGGAGUUAGCCAAGAUUGCCUUUCUCAGACGAAAGAAAGUGCUAAUGGAAAGUGCUUUAAUCCAAGAGAAACUGGAAGAACAGAUUUACUCCAGAGAUGUGCUUACACUUAUAGGAGAAGCACUCGGAAGCUUGCCCAAGCCAUCAGAGGAUCCCAGGAACUUAUGGCAAAGGCUGAAAGGUCAGAAAAC
Molecule: messenger RNA, 1039 nt
Organism: Pterocles gutturalis (yellow-throated sandgrouse)
Lineage: Eukaryota; Metazoa; Chordata; Aves; Pterocliformes; Pteroclidae
Gene: CUNH8orf48
Product: chromosome unknown open reading frame, human C8orf48
Source: RefSeq, a predicted model, not a curated record